GUUUAAUUCUCUCUACGGCAACGCGCAGGGUUUGAGGAUGUCACAUUUAUCGUGACAUUUGUGUUUUGUUGACUGAAGUUCCUAAUUAUUGUGUUGUGAUCCUACUGUUAUUUGGUAUCGUCUAUUAUGAAACCCUUGAUUGACGGUAUAAUUAGAGUGGGAUCGGAUUUGGGUUUUAUUGUUGCUUUGAUAGUCACCAAUACCGUUCUGCAGAAUGUUGAUCCGUACAAAAGAGGAUACUUUGUUCAAGAUGAAUCAAUCAAAAAACCAUUUAGACAGAACACUAUCUCAAGUACUGUCCUUUAUGUAGUUUCCUCACUACUAAUACUGAUUACGAUAGUUGUCGGUGAAGUAAUUGUUAGUGCAAAAUCUUUAAGAAAAACUCAUCAUAGAAUACCGGUGGUUUUAUAUCCAAUUUAUGAUUCUCUCAUUGUUGCUUGUUUUGGCUACUUUGCUACUAUCGGUCUUACGGAUGUAGGUAAAGUUUCAUUUGGUCGUCUCCGUCCAAAUUUUCUUGAUGCAUGCAAACCUUCUGACCUUCAAACAACGAUCUUGGGUUUUGUUGGUAAUUUUACUUGUUCAUCAGAUAAAUCGAGUGGCCUGAGAAAAUCUUUCCCAUCUGGACAUACCUCCAUCGCAAUAUAUACCGCUAUAUUUCUAUGUCUUUAUAUUCAACUGAGAUUUUCACAUUCUCGCAUGUAUCCAGGUGUAAGAACAUGUUUUCAAAUGAUUUAUGUCGCUCUUGGAUUAGUUGUUGGAUAUUCACGUAUUAUCGAUAAUAAACAUCAUUGGUCUGAUGUACUUGGUGGUGGACUAUUAGGAUUUUUCGUAGCACUAAGUACUCUAUAUUACCUACCGUAUGUUGGAGACACUGGAAAUUCUCUGCCUACUUACAGAGAUGAUCAAGUGACAGUGGAAUUUGAAGUACCUGAGAAUUCGGUCUUCAGUCCAACUGACAAAUCUUCACAAUAGGCUGUAUAUCUCAUGAACAAUAAUCAUAUGUAAGAAGAUAACCAUAGUAACUACUUUCUUUUUUUUAUAAAUUCCAGAACAAACAAACAAAAAAUGGCUCAAAUAUUAUUUACCCCUUAUUUUUACUCAUCUCAUCUAUUUCAUCAUAUCUUAUGGAUGAAUAAUCAUAUUUUUCCAAUUUUUAUUUGAAAAAAACUUUUUUCUACUUAUAUCCACCGACUCCCCCCCUCCCCUUUGUUUGGUUAUCAGAUUAAUUAUGUAAAAAUGUUUAUACUACUUAGAACUGUUUUAUAAGUAGUCGUUGAUUUGGUUAUUUUGUAAACCUUUCUUUUUAUCAAAACAAACAAACAAACAAUAAUGAUUAUUAUUAUUACUUUAUAUUAAUCAUUAGACUUAUAUUUAUAUAUGGCAUUUGUAUUAGAAUUAAAUGGUGAAAUAUCAUUUUUAUCAAAUGAGGUUACAUAACAAUCAUGGGGUAAGCUAGAAAAAUAAUUUAUGAAUUAGAUCAUAGUUGUAUGGUUGUGUGUGUGUGUGUUUUCUGUUUUCAUACCUAUCCAUUGGACUAUUAUCUAAUCUAUCCAUUAGUUUCUUUUUUUUACUCUAUGAUUAUUAUGUAAUCUUAGUUGAUAAGACGAGUUUUAAAUCCAUGAUAUAAUGUAAUCUUUUCUAUCCUUUUUAUAGACUUAUAUAUUUUCCAUAUAUAUAUAUUAUAUAUACCUUUAUUUGAACAUAUUCUUUUGACAGACAUAGAGAGAGAGAAAGAGAGAACCAUUCAUUCAUAUUGUACUUUAUGUUUUAUUUAAUAAAACAAUUGUAUGAACUA
Molecule: messenger RNA, 1795 nt
Organism: Schistosoma mattheei
Lineage: Eukaryota; Metazoa; Platyhelminthes; Trematoda; Strigeidida; Schistosomatidae
Source: the annotation of a GenBank genome assembly